AUGACCGUCAAUGCGCCCACGUUAAUCAACCUGCCUCCUCCGCCAUCGGAUCCGGGCACGCCUACUGAAGCUCCGGGAACCCCCAAUUCAACAACGACAUCCAUGUCUGAGUUGUCGACGGUCGCAAUCAAAGACGGACAUCGUGGCCAUUUCCCCCAUCACCGCAACCCCGCAGAGGCAGAGCGGGCGGAUCGCAUUUCACGUCUGGCUGGCCUAGAGCGAGUCGUGGUUUCAGGUCGCAACCCGCAAGGCCUUACCCCAGGCAGUGCUGCAAACCCACCCCCUGGCUACUUCGACUCGAACAACCAGCCUCAGAUUUUCCGCGAGCGCAGCACGGUGGGUAGUGCCAGUGCCACAGGCUCGGUCGGCGGCCGCACGACGUGGGCAAGCGGCAGCGAUGUCUAUGACCACGAUCGCAUGAGCGAAGACCAAGAUGUAGAGACUUCGAGCAUCGGAGGCUUUAGUGAUGAAGCCGCAUCCCUAGUCGGUUUUGGUGAGGGUGCCAGGACGCCUGCGCGACAACACAGCCAGAUGGGCAGCCCUGCCGUCAGCAAAGCCAGUGCCGUACCCGGCCAUUUGAGAGAUCAAGCUGGCGCCAGCCCACUAAACCAGGCCGUUUCUACAGAGGAGCAGCAGCAGCAGCAGCGGAAAGAAGUAAGGAAUUCUGGCAGCUUGGCAUCUGAUGACAAUGCUACCGACACCAACACGAGCGGCCGUGACGGGGACUCGACUUCUGAGCAUGCCAUCCGCGAGCGCAUGCGCCAGAACCAAGCGGGUCAGGCAGCGAUGGACUCGGACAGACAGAGGGACGAGUAA
Plenodomus lingam JN3 is the source of this 816-nucleotide messenger RNA. RefSeq lists its product as uncharacterized. NCBI's taxonomy places the organism in Eukaryota, Fungi, Ascomycota, Dothideomycetes, Pleosporales, Leptosphaeriaceae. The record is from RefSeq and is a predicted model, not a curated record.